AUGUCGCUUGAACAAAGAGAUCAUCUAUUUCUGGCAAAUCAACUAGAUUACUUUUAUUAUUUGAAUUUUCCGAAUUCUUUGUGGUUAUCUCAACUGGCAGAUGAAUCUUUAAUACAUGAGGAUGCUUCUCAAGGAAACGAACGCACUUACGAACCUUUUUCAGUUUCGAUGCCGUCGGGUGCGGGUGUCGUCGUUCGUCAUGGAGAAUACAUUAUUUUAUGGUCUUUCUUCCUCCUUGAGAACCUCGGGGUUAGUCUUUGUCCUGGUGAGUUCUGCGUCUCACCGAAAAAUAAGAUGGAAGGGUGA
Dentiscutata erythropus is the source of this 306-nucleotide messenger RNA. Lineage: Eukaryota; Fungi; Glomeromycota; Glomeromycetes; Diversisporales; Gigasporaceae. The record is from the annotation of a GenBank genome assembly.